AAGAGUUUUAUUAUAGACACGCGUCCCAUCGGCCAGACCUUGUGGCACCAUGUCGAAAACAGCAUCGAAUGCGUCUUGAGUCAUCCCAACAGCUGGGAGGGCGCCCAGCAGACGAAGAUGCGACGCGCCGCCGCACAUGGCGGUUUAAUUGCGAUACAGACGAAGAUCGCGCGGGGGUCCGUUUCGUCACUGAAGGAGAAGCCAGUCUUCACGCAUGUGUCCAGAGAGGUCUCGCGGCCGAUGUUCUUUCCGUGUGCAUUCCGACAUAUCAGGACAUAUCCCAUACAUGAACUUGUAGAUCAUAAGCAGGUGAAUGGAAUACAGUAUGUGCUGGAG
Messenger RNA from Suillus paluster, 336 nucleotides. RefSeq lists its product as uncharacterized. Lineage: Eukaryota; Fungi; Basidiomycota; Agaricomycetes; Boletales; Suillaceae. The transcript has a single exon. The coding region runs from base 69 to 290 and encodes 73 amino acids. The record is from RefSeq and is a predicted model, not a curated record.